Messenger RNA from Stereum hirsutum FP-91666 SS1, 1695 nucleotides. RefSeq lists its product as uncharacterized. The transcript has 3 exons. Gene Ontology annotation, cellular component: membrane. Gene Ontology annotation, biological process: lipoprotein biosynthetic process. The record is from RefSeq and is a predicted model, not a curated record. The coding region runs from base 1 to 1695 and encodes 564 amino acids. Lineage: Eukaryota; Fungi; Basidiomycota; Agaricomycetes; Russulales; Stereaceae.
AUGGCUCAGUUCGAGCUUUUUCGUCGGCACCCCCGUAUCGCUCUGCUGACCGCUAUUACUGUGGCGGCGGUGGGCGCCCUGUCCCCAAGGCCUUCCUUCAUCCCCAUCACCAUCCUCCUUGCACUCAUGCAAGCGUAUACUCAAAUUAUAUCUAAACGACCAUCCUCCUCGUUAUUACACUCUCUUCUCCUGGUCGCCAUCUCCGGUCUCGCCACAAGUCUGGAUCACAUCUCAACUGCCAAAGAUGCACUCUCUUCAGCAACAAGCUCCGUUAUAUCGCUAUUCAUACUCUCCGCGGCCGCAUCAUUUGUCACAAUGGCAGCUAUUCUUGCAAACGUCUUUGCCUGCAGACACGCCCAAGUAUCCGAUACCCAACUCAUACUCUUCCCUGCCAUCUGGGUGACGACCUGGCAAGUAAUUGCUAAUAUCAGUCCUCUGGGCUGGCUCACGACGUGGUCACCAGUCGUCGGAAUUGAGGCAUACUCCUGGAUGAGGCCUGUUUUUGGCUCGUGGGGCAUCAUGUGGGUCAUGGCAUCAUGGGCUCAAGCAAUCGGAAUGCUCGGUCAGCUUACGGCGAAACGCGUCGCCACUCUUACACCGCGACGCUCGGCUAUCGCUUUAGCUGCCGUGCUUAUAGCGCUGACCGUGCCAUCUUACUCCGACCGUGUCUACCCAUUGCCUUCGAUGUCACCUAACUCUACCCCAAUCACGGUUGCAUGCGCCUUACCUCCUCCUGUUCUUCCCGGACAGUCUACUCUCGACACCUACGUGACGGAAACUCAGAAACUGGUCAAAGAUGCGAAGAUUAUCCUCUGGCCAGAGGGUGCGGUUCGCUUCGAGAACAUGAAGGACCGCGAAGCAGCCAUCGAAAGAUUACAGAAAUUCUCAGGUGCUACCCACAGUAGCUAUAUUGGGAUGACAUUCGAACAGACGAUAUCAUUGGAUCACGGGGGUCAAAAUGGUCGUGCUCGAACGCAGAACGGAUUGGCACUUGUAGGAGGGAAAGAGGGCGUUGUGUUCGAAUAUUAUAAAAGAAACUUAGUCCCAAUCGCGGAGUCCUUUAACAUGAUUUCAUCCCAGGACCCACCAACUAUACAUGAACUUGCUUUACGACAAAACAGAUACGACAAACACCCUCGACCUAUUUCCCUUACAGCAUCCAUAUGCCUCGACUUUGCCUCUCCCAACGCUUUCAGCGAUCUUCCCUCCCGUCCCGCUCUCAUCCUCGCUCCAGCCCGAACCUGGGAAACGGAUGUUAGCAUCGCGAUGUGGGAGCAGGUGAAAGCACGCACCGCAGAGACCGGGAGCAUCGCGCUUUUCUGCGAUGGAGGCAAUGGUGGAGUGAGUGGUGUCGUAGGACAGGGUAUGAGCGAGCCGACUCAGGUCGGAAGUGGGUCGUGGGUGAGGACUGUGGCGGUGGAAUGGCCCUUUGACGAUUCGCGGACGAUCUAUGCGGCAGCGGGAGAUUGGAAGAUGCUUGCAUUUGUGUGGGCACUCUGUGGCGUCGCGGUGACCGCGGAGUUGGGAGCUGCGGAGACGAAGAGGAGGUUGAAUUCUGGGGGGCUUCGUGGGUGGAUAUGGGUGGGCGGUCUGGCUCAAAGGGUGGGCGGUCUGGGGCAAAGGUUGCGCGGAUACUUCCGAAGAGAUGCAAGGCCUUUGAUUGACUAUGGAGAGGAAGAGCCGUUGUUGGGGUAG